Messenger RNA from Lampris incognitus (smalleye Pacific opah), 3479 nucleotides. RefSeq names its product antizyme inhibitor 1b (gene azin1b). Bases 422 to 1735 code for a protein of 437 amino acids. Lineage: Eukaryota; Metazoa; Chordata; Actinopteri; Lampriformes; Lampridae. The record is from RefSeq and is a predicted model, not a curated record. The transcript is spliced from 11 exons. Gene Ontology annotation, molecular function: ornithine decarboxylase activity; ornithine decarboxylase activator activity. Gene Ontology annotation, biological process: negative regulation of protein catabolic process; positive regulation of polyamine transmembrane transport. Gene Ontology annotation, cellular component: cytoplasm.
UCGCCACCCACCAACCGAAAGAGAGCGAGAGGACAUUAGCGAGACAACGCGGGCUGCUCAUCCAAACAUAUGGCAAAAAUAGCCUUUUUUCUUUCUUAUAUCGUUGUGCCCACUACUCUUUAAAAAUUCCGCCGAAAAAGAGAAGACGAUUUUCCAAAACGUUCUGGCCGUUAUCUCACGGCUCCCCUUUCUCUGCACAGGUGUAUAACCGCUACCCAGAAGGCCUAGGGGCGGCCCUCUACCGGGAGCACUUUGACUUCAACGCUGAGCCGCCUUGGGAUCCUAGCUGAUAGCGGGACAGGUCCAUCUCCUGACUUGUCCAUUUUGUUGCAUACCGGCAGGACCCCAUUGGCUCAGUCGUGACCCCUUUGACUUGCUUACCUCUUCUUUAUGAUUGUCGGCUUAGCGGACUACGGUUGAGAUGAAAGGACUUGCUGACGUACCCAGCCAUAUUAUUGAACUCCUGGAGGGAGGAGUUACCCUUGAAGAUGUCAUUGAUGGACACAUCUGCGAGCAGGCUCUGGUGGAGAAAAGUGCGUUUGUGGUAGGUGACCUGGGUGCCCUGAUGCAGCAACAUGUACGCUGGCAGAACAUGGCACCACAGCUGCGACCUUACUACCCAGUCAAGUGCAACAGCAGCCCGGCUGUCAUCGAGGUGCUGGCCUCCUUAGGCCUUGGCUUCAUCUGCACUAACAAGGCUGAGGUGAGCCUGGUAUUGGAGCAUUGUGUGCCCCCAGAAAACAUCAUUCUGUCAGGGGUAUGCAAGCAGGUUGCCCACAUCAAGCAUGCUGCCAAGAACAAUAUCCAGCACCUUAUGUGUGAUAGCCAGGCUGAGUUGUGCAAGAUUGCCCGUGUACAUCCCGAUGCAAAGCUGCUAUUGCAGUUGACCACGGAGGCCCAUGCAGCUGAGACCAGUCUAGCAUUUGGUUGCUCCUUGAAGAGCAGCCGGCACCUGCUGGAGGUGGCAAGGGAGCUGGGGGUCCAGGUGGUGGGGGUCACCUUCCACAUCCCCCCUUCCUGCCAGGACCUACAGCAGGCCUAUACCCACGCACUGUCUGAUGCCCGCUGUGUCUUCGACAUGGGUGUGGAAUUAGGAUUCUGCAUGGAAAUAUUGGACAUUGGUUGUGGAUUUACUGGCUCAGAGUUUCAACUCAAACAGGUUGAGUGUGCAGUCAGACCACUGCUGAAUGCCUAUUUCCCCCCACUGUCUGGGGUGCAGGUGCUGGCCCAACCAGGCAGUUUCUAUGUGGCCUCUGCUUUCACUUUGGCUGUCAAUGUAAUUGGCAAGAAGGUUAUGACGUGCCACUGGGACAGUAUGGCUCAAGGUGGGCUUGAUGACAAUGAAGAGUCAGAGUACCUCUACUACAUGAACGAAGGCGUGUAUGGUUCAUUCAGUCACAAGCUGCUCGGGAACAGUAUCCCUGCUCCAUCUGUCCACAAGCGUGCGCUGCGGGCUGAAGAAGCAGUCUACCCCAGCAGCCUGUGGGGCCCGUCCCUGGACCAGCUGGACCAGGUGUUGGAGCGAUGCCUGCUGCCUGAGCUCAGUGUGGGAGACUGGCUGCUUUUCUCUAACAUGGGGGCCUGUGGCUUGGAAGAGCUUGGCUGCAUGGCCAGCACCCACAAGCCACCAAUCUACUACACUGUCUCCACCUCUGACUGGUACAAGAUGCAGGAGGCCGGGGUGGCACUGGACAGUACCAUGAAGAACUUCGCCAUGGUCCAGUACAGCAUGUAACCCAGUCCUCUGUCCCUGUACACCAGAUGACAUCACCCAGAUCCCCUUUCCUCUCCUCUCCCCCAUUGAGAGGAGAAGAAAGGGGUGUCAAGAUGGGCAAUGGGCUUAAUGUGGUUAACAUUCCAACCGCCUUGGAAAAUGCAGUGUGUCGCGGUUCUGCUUUUUGUUUUUUCCCUCAUUUUCCCAGGAAACAAAUGAUUGGUUGUUCCAUACCUCAAUAGUAGAAAGUUUUCUCUGGGGGGUAUUCUAAUUUUUGCUUUUCCCUCGGGUAGUUUCUAUCAAUUUGUCAGCCAGAAGAACACCAGGCCAUGCCCAAAUGUCAACAUUAUGCAACAAAAUGGACGACUCUGGAGAUGGAACCCCCACCAUUUAGGGGUUUUUUAUUUCCCUAAAUCAAAACCAGUUUACAUAAAUGUACAAUUUAGUUGAAUCUUGCUGUGUAUUGAUUACCUGUUGACAGUCUUGUAAAUCAAUUUUGUCUGUUCAACAUCAAUACAUUUUGUCUAUAGAUGAUUUGAAAGGUAUUCAUAGGAAUCGGUGCAUUCUAUGGUUUGUUUGCCUUGAUACCCUGCGUCACCUAGCAUAGUUAAAAUAAUGUAACAUGACAUGACCCAUAUCUUUACUGAAUUUCACGUUUGUUUGUUUUUUUUUUUAUUUAUUGGGUUUGAAGAACACUGGAGCAUGCUAAGCUCCAUUUCUCCCCAUGUACAUGUUGUGACCCACCUAACAGUAUUUCCUGAUAAGAUAUUGAUGUAUUUUUUAAUGAUACAUGGAUUGUGUACUGUACUGUGAUUGCCAUUUGUGACCUCAAUGUUUUUACUUUGCUCGAAAGGCAUGAAGGAAUUGUAGGAGCUUGAUAUUUUCCCUGUCCUGAGCAAUACCUUGUAUAUGGUGAAGCUGCACCUAGUGGCACUGAAAUAAAACCUAAUUAGAUACGAUCAGGUUUGGGCUGCAUAGUCUUUCGGACAUUGAGGUUUAGAUGGUACUGUAGAAGUUCAAGACAAUGUAUCCUUAGCUUUUCAGAUGAGCGCCAUGGGUGCCUUGGCAAGGGAUUAGUCAUGUUCCCCCUCAGUAUCCUUUUAAAGAUAGGCUAGGCCCUUCACCACCAGCAGACAAGGAUCCAAUUCAGGAGAAACGCGGGCAAACUGAAAUGCUUCAUAUGUGGCAGGUAUGAGUAACAAUCAGCUGCUAGUGGAACACAAUCCAGUUCGAUGUGAUGCAAAUCUUUUGUCUAGAGGAGUACACACACACGAGGCUUGUCUGUUUUUAUGUCGAGAGCAACUCUUCCUUAUGCCAAUCAAAAGUAAUUUUGAGGGUUCUAACAUGGGGUCUUUUUGUACAUCUAAACGUCUAAUUAUGAUUGGUGACCUGACUAAACGACUUUCUAAAAAAUCCUGCCCCAGUGUGUUGAGAACAAGUAAAGUAUUGUUAAUUACUUGCUGUCUAAGGCACUAAUGGACCAUAGCCUGCUUUGACUGUAAAUCGUGCUUGUUGAAGUAAUGGAAGUGAUUAAUUUAAUACAUCUGACUGAAAUUAUUUGUGCUGUGAAUGUGUCAUCUGUUACUUCUCCAUUUAGACACAAAGCUUGUCUUGGUGUUUUUUGUUUUUGUUUUUUUUGGAGAGGGCAUGGAAGUCUACAAUUUAACAAAAUUAGACCUCUUAAGCCAAACUAUUUUCUCCGAGUCUGAUACGAAUAGAUGUAAAACCAAAUCCAUAGGAUUGACUAGUGAGGCAAUCACCGACU